AUGGCAAUUCGGACCGGUGAUAUAGUGGGUGAAGUUCAUUCGGCCCAUCAAUUUGAUGUUGAUGCCCUUCUCAGAUAUGCCUCUGCUAAUGUUGAAGGAUUCCCUUUAACCCCUUCUGAGUUUAAUGUUUCUCAGUUUGGUCAUGGUCAAUCAAACCCUACCUUUCUCCUUGAAGUCCAUUCGGGGUCCACAUUUAAGCGGUAUGUUCUCAGAAAGAAGCCUCCUGGGAAGUUACUCCAAUCUGCUCAUGCCGUUGAGAGAGAAUAUCAGGUUUUACAUGCUUUAGGCACUCAAACAAUAGUUCCUGUCCCUAAAGUAUUCUGUUUGUGUACCGAUUCAAGUGUUAUUGGGACACCAUUUUACAUUAUGGAGUACUUGGAAGGGCGCAUUUUCAUAGACCCCAAGUUACCGGGUCUUACACCAGAGGAAAGAAGGGAGAUUUAUCGUGCAACAGCUAAAGCUUUGGCUUCAAUCCAUUCUGUUGAUGUGGAUACCAUUGGUCUAGGAAACUAUGGUAAAAGGAGCGACUACUGUAAGCGACAGGUAGAGAGGUGGGCCAAACAAUAUAUCAAUUCUACAGGUACAGGCAAGUCACCGAGAAAUCCAAAAAUGUUAGAGCUUGCUGACUGGUUACGGAAUCACAUUCCACCUGAAGAUUCUUCUGGAGCAGCUGGUUUAGUACACGGUGACUUCCGGAUUGAUAAUCUUGUGUUUCAUCCUAUUGAGGCACGAGUUAUUGGCAUUCUUGACUGGGAAUUAUCGACCUUGGGCAAUCAGAUGUCUGAUGUUGCUUAUAGCUGCUUGCAUUACAUUGCUGAUAUUUCAUCGGGGAAUGCCGUAGAGGAGAAUGAAGGUCGCGAACUCACGAACUUUCCAGACGGAGUUCCUUCACUGCCAGAAUAUCUGUCUUACUACUGUUCUGCAGCAGGAAGAGAAUGGCCUGCUGCUCAAUGGAAGUUUUAUGUGGCAUUUUCAUUGUUUCGUGGGGCAUCAAUCUAUGCUGGAGUACAUUGUAGAUGGAUUAUGGGUAAUGCUUCUGGAGGUGAGCGUGCUCGACGGACAGGGCAAAUGGCUGAUUCUUUCAUUAAAGUUGCAUGGCUACUUGUCCAGCGGGAUUCGGUUCUACCUCUGCACCCACCAUCUGAUGUGCAAGAAUACAAAAGCUGGAAAAUGGAUGGAGAGACCAAGGGACCAAUUUCAUCAAUGGGUGGGAAGUUUGUUCCAAGUCAGAAAGUUCAAAAUUUGAGAGAUCGACUCCUAAGAUUCAUGGAGAAUCAUAUAUACCCAUUGGAAGGUGAAUUUUAUAAACUUGCUCAGUCUUCCAACCGUUGGACGAUUCAUCCUGAGGAAGAGAGGUUGAAGGACCUUGCUAAAACAGAAGGACUGUGGAACUUGUUUAUACCGGUUGACAGUGCUGAUCGGGCAAGUAAACUAUUGUUCAGUGGUCAUUCUGGUGCUUCAACUGGAAAGACUGGUGAUCUGUUGUUGGGCGCAGGGCUCACGAAUCUUGAGUAUGGUUACCUUUGUGAGAUCAUGGGCAGAUCUAUUUGGGCACCGCAGAUUUUUAAUUGUGGAGCACCUGAUACUGGAAAUAUGGAGGUCUUGCUGCGAUAUGGUAGUAAAGAACAAUUGGAAAAAUGGCUUCUUCCCUUGCUCGAAGGACGCAUUCGAUCUGGCUUUGCAAUGACAGAACCCCAAGUUGCAUCUUCUGAUGCAACCAAUAUUGAAUGUUCAAUUGAAAGACAUGGAGAUUCAUAUAUCAUCAAUGGAAAAAAAUGGUGGACUAGCGGGGCUAUGGAUCCGAGAUGCAAGCUUCUGAUCGUAAUGGGAAAAACUGAUUUUACAGCUCCAAAGCAUAAGCAACAGUCAAUGAUCUUAGUUGACAUUAACACACCAGGGAUAAACAUCAAAAGACCACUCACAGUAUUUGGCUUUGAUGAUGCUCCGCAUGGGCAUGCAGAAAUCUGGUUUGAGAAUGUGCGCGUCCCUGCCACAAACAUUUUAUUGGGAGAGGGGCGCGGUUUUGAAAUUGCCCAGGGUAGACUAGGUCCUGGAAGGCUGCAUCAUUGCAUGAGGUUGAUUGGUGCCGCAGAACGUGGUAUGCAGAUGACAGUUGAAAGGGCCCUGAAAAGAAAAGCUUUCGGAAAAUUGAUUGCGGAACACGGUUCAUUUCUUUCAGAUAUUGCCAAGAAUCGAAUAGAGUUGGAGAGGACCCGAUUGUUGGUUUUGGAAGCUGCGGACCAGCUUGAUCGCUUCGGAAAUAAGAAAGCUCGUGGAACUAUCGCUAUGGCCAAGGUAGCAGCACCAAAUAUGGCCCUGAGGGUCCUGGACAUGGCAAUGCAAGUACAUGGAGCAGCCGGAUUGUCUGGUGACACGGCGCUUGCCCAUCUCUGGGCUACUUCAAGGACUUUGAGGAUCGCAGAUGGCCCGGAUGAAGUCCAUCUGGGAACAAUCGCAAAGUUAGAGCUGCGAAGGGCUAAACUCUGA
Oldenlandia corymbosa var. corymbosa is the source of this 2487-nucleotide messenger RNA. The record is from the annotation of a GenBank genome assembly. Lineage: Eukaryota; Viridiplantae; Streptophyta; Magnoliopsida; Gentianales; Rubiaceae.